Messenger RNA from Dentiscutata heterogama, 150 nucleotides. The record is from the annotation of a GenBank genome assembly. Lineage: Eukaryota; Fungi; Glomeromycota; Glomeromycetes; Diversisporales; Gigasporaceae.
AUUCUUCUUGAAUAUCUAUUAAAUUAUGAUAUAGAUCAGCAUGCCAUCCUAAUUCUCUGUGAGAAAAAAGUAAAACAUAAUAGAGAGGUAAAUAUGCAGGAUGCCCUUUAUGAAUUCUCUGAAGAGGACCUCCUUGAAGAUAAAAAAUAA